Corylus avellana is the source of this 1782-nucleotide messenger RNA. RefSeq lists its product as uncharacterized. The record is from RefSeq and is a predicted model, not a curated record. NCBI's taxonomy places the organism in Eukaryota, Viridiplantae, Streptophyta, Magnoliopsida, Fagales, Betulaceae.
AUGGAAAUUCAACGAGUUAUAGAACAAAUCUUCUCGGAACUGUCCGUGCAGCGAACAGUGGUGGAAAAUGAUGGUGAUGAGAAAGUUGUUUGUAACACUUGCCGGAAACCGAUAUCGGGUCGGGCUUUCACAUUCAGGAGUAGACAUCUCUUUCAUUUAACGUGCCUCAAUUCACCCAUCAACUGCAAAGACUUUGUUUCUCACUACGGAAAAGGGCACGAUCGAUUGAUCUUCACAAAAGAACAUAAAGCUGAUGGCAAGGAGGACGUUGUUUGCAACGGCUGCGAGAAGCCAGCAUUGGGUCCCGGAUUCAAAUGCUCCACCUUGGAAUGCAACUUGUUCCUUCAUGAAUCAUGUGUCAAGCUGCCUCUCAAGAUACAACACCCCUUCCACCCAAACCACGCCCUUGAUCGUAUGAUGCCAAAGAAGAAACAUUGUACUGUUUGCGGUAAAAGCUGCAAUACAUAUGUCUUCUACAGUUGUGGAGAGUGCGAUUUCAAUCUUGAUAUAGCAUGUGCCACCACCUUGCGAAUUAAUUGUACUCACGACUGCAAACACACAUUCAUCUAUUUGUUUAACAAAGUUCAAUUCACUUGUCAAGCUUGUGGUGAAGAAUGCAAGGACUUAGCUUCCCUAUGUACCACCUGUCAACUCUUGAUUCACGGCAAAUGUGCCCGAUUUUCAUGCAUCAUCAAGAUUACAAGGCAUGAUCACUCCCUCACUCUCACCUAUUCUCUUCGUCAACUCAAAGAGCCCUUGGACAACAACGUAUUCUGUAAACUUUGCUAUCAAAAGGUGAAAACAGAGUAUGCAGCCUAUUGUUGUCAGAAAUGUGAUUACGUGGCCCACUUGGAUUGUGCAUUGGAAGAUGAAGAAAGUGCAUUUCUCAAGUUGGUGCAUGAAUCUGUUGAUUUAGCAACUAACGCUAUGUUGGUUGAAGUGGCUGGAAAGAUAAAACAUUUUAGUCAUGAUCAACAUCAUUUAAUUCUUAGCAACGAGGAGCUCAUGGGUGAUAAGCUUUGUGAUGGUUGUAUGAAAUUAAUAUCUACACCAUUUUACAGUUGUACGCAAUGCAACUUCUUCUUGCACAUUAGAUGUGCUCAACUACCAAAAAGGAAGCGAUACCAACAUCAUGAUCACCCGCUCACCCUCAACUCACAAGGACCUCUCAUUGGUGGCUUGUUUCGUUGUCAUGCUUGUGAUAAUGUCCGCCAUGGCUUCACCUAUACAUGUGACAUGUGUAGGUGUGAGUUAUACCUUGACGUUCAUUGUUGUUCAAUUCCAGAAACUCUCAAACAUGAAGGUCACCAACACUCCCUCUUCCUUGCAAUUAAUUCUAAUCAAAGAUGCCAUGUUUGUAAUUGCUCUUCUAGUGAGAAACCUGGCAUAUUUAUAUGCAUUGAGUGUGAUUUCGCAUUGGGUUUCGAAUGUGCAACUCUUCCGCUUGUAGCUAGGCAGGAACAUUAUGACGAUCAUCUCCUCAAGCUCACCUAUAUUGCUGAAAAACAUUGCGGAGAAUACUAUUGCCUAAUUUGUGAAAAGGAAAGAUAUCCAAAUCACUGGUUCUAUUAUUGUGCAAUAUGUGACUUUUCUGCUCAUUCCGAGUGUGUUCUCGGAAAAUAUCCAUACGUGAAGUUUGGAAGUACUUUCAUGGUAAAAAAUGAUCACCAACAUCCUCUCACUUUUGUUCCAAAGACCGAGUCGUCUCGUCCAUGUGAUGCUUGCGAAUGUUUAACUGCCCGCGGGAAGGUUCUCUAUAUUGUGAAUGUUGCUUCAAAAUAG